Akanthomyces muscarius is the source of this 564-nucleotide messenger RNA. RefSeq lists its product as uncharacterized. The record is from RefSeq and is a predicted model, not a curated record. The transcript is spliced from 5 exons. Bases 1 to 564 code for a protein of 187 amino acids. Lineage: Eukaryota; Fungi; Ascomycota; Sordariomycetes; Hypocreales; Cordycipitaceae.
AUGUCUUUAAUUGUGGCGCUGCAGGUUUCUCAACCAUCCCUGGAGACGGGAAAACAUACAGUGGCGCUGCAGGUUUCGCAACCAUCCAUCGAGACAAAAGAAAAAUAUACAGCGGCGCUGCAUGUUCCUCAAGCGACGCCGAGGUCAAAAGCCGCAUACUGCACAUCAUUUAACAGGAUGAAGCCAGCUGGAUCUGCUAGCCUGAGCCGCAAGGCAGACACCGCCUUGCGAAAGGCAAGCGUUGCCGCGAAGGCCCCCAGACUUAGAUCUCAGGCAAUCGACAACGCUGAAGUGGCCAAGGUGAUCACCAGCACGCUUGCAAAAGUACGCUCAACAACCAGAGAUCGAGAUCGCCACGCAAUAAGGUUUGCGUCGAAGACCAUUGCCCUCCGGUACUCAAAUAGUUCAGGCUUAGCACGUCCGGAUGUGAAGAGCUUCACCAUUUUGACAGAACGAGCCAACUUUCGCACUCUACAGCACUUUCAUACUUGGGGUGUUCCUGACGAGGCGAUAUUUCAAGGAAAUUUCCGAAUACCUCUACCCUCCCGUCGCCCCGCGGAGUAA